Molecule: messenger RNA, 561 nt
Organism: Elephantulus edwardii (Cape elephant shrew)
Lineage: Eukaryota; Metazoa; Chordata; Mammalia; Macroscelidea; Macroscelididae
Gene: GLO1
Product: glyoxalase I
Exons: 6
Coding region: 1-561 (186 amino acids)
Molecular function (GO): metal ion binding; lactoylglutathione lyase activity
Source: RefSeq, a predicted model, not a curated record
AUGGCAGGCUCACAACCCGCGUCCUGCGGGCUCUCCGAGGAGGCUGCCCUCAGUUGCUGUUCAGACCCUGACCCCAGCACCAAGGAUUUUCUAAUGCAGCAGACCAUGCUACGAAUUAAAGAUCCGAAGAAAUCUUUGGAUUUUUAUACUAGAAUUCUUGGGAUGACGCUGCUCCAAAAGUUAGAUUUCCCUACAAUGAAGUUUUCACUCUAUUUCUUGGGCUAUGAGGAUAAAAAUGACAUCCCCAAAGAUGGAAAUGAAAAAAUAGCCUGGAUGUUCUCCAGAAAAGCUACAAUUGAGCUAACCCACAAUUGGGGCACUGAAGAUGAUGCCACCCAGAGUUACCAUAAUGGGAAUUCAGACCCCCGAGGAUUUGGUCACAUUGGAAUUGCCGUUCCUGAUGUUUACAGUGCUUGUAAAAGAUUUGAAGACCUGGGAGUCAAAUUUGUGAAGAAACCUGAUGAUGGUAAAAUGAAAGGCCUGGCAUUUAUUCAAGAUCCUGAUGGCUACUGGAUUGAAAUUUUGAAUCCUAACGGAAUGAUAACUAUUAUCAAUUCUUGA